Molecule: messenger RNA, 210 nt
Organism: Penicillium cosmopolitanum
Lineage: Eukaryota; Fungi; Ascomycota; Eurotiomycetes; Eurotiales; Aspergillaceae
Exons: 2
Coding region: 1-210 (69 amino acids)
Source: RefSeq, a predicted model, not a curated record
AUGGCUCCAGCAUUCGACAGCAGCCACCUGCUAGAAAUAUUCCUUCAAGGGACUCACUCGGGCAUGAAGAUCACCUGUGGGGAUUUUACUUUCAAUAUGCACCGGGCUAUCGUCUGCCCUCAAUCCUCCUUUUUCGAAGCUGCUAUGCGCGACCGGGGGUUGAAAAAGGAGCCAAUCAGCGGCGUCAUUGACCUACCUGACGACGAUUAA